AUGGCUUCAGAUAUGGAAACAAUUGAAAAGAGAUUGAAAUCUUUUACUGGUCAGCUCCAGACAGAGUUUGGAAUACUCGAGAGGCUUGUGUAUAAACACAAGAACCAACACCGCAGAUGCACUUACUUUCAGUAUGUUCUCAAGGUAGGAAGCCUUGAUAAUGCUUGCGCAUGUGUAUGGUUGAGUGUGCAUGCGGGACUGGAAUUGGUUAGAAGGGAUUUGAAGCUUCUGAUAUCAGCAAAUGUGGAGGACAUAUUCAAUUCUUCUUUUCUCGUGGUCAAUGGGAACCGGCCAAAGCAAAAGGUUCAACUUUUGGAAAGUUUGAAGAAGAGAAAAUGUGGAGCUGGAAAAUUCAAUUUUUUGGAGAAGCUUUUAGGAAUUACCCGCCUCUUGUCACAGAUAGUUGAGCCAUUGCUCAAGGCGGCUAUGGAGCUGUCAACACUUCUUGCGCGCUCGUUUUUCAUGAAGUUUUCACUGACGACAUUGGCCGUGCUUGCGCGGAUCCGAGUACUGGUUCAGCAAAUGCUUCUUGAUGCUGUUCUUCUUUACAACACUGUUUCUUCUAUUUCUCAUAGCGAACAGUCUGUGAAGCUAAAUCAAGAAGGAGUUGAGGUUUUCCGGGAAUAUUAUCCAAGAAAGGAGGAAGCUUCAAUAAUGCUAGAAUGUGUUUGGCAGACAGAUAAGUAUCUGUUAGUCGAGCAGAAGCAUAAAUGUGAUUCCAAUGCGCAAGAGAAGGAUUUACUGGAAGAUGUUCCACUGGGCACAUCAGAAAUACAAUAUGAAAACAUCGAGGUUUUACUCGGAGUUGAUGAAUCUGGUAUUGCAGCAGCUUCGGAGCCUAGUCUAGCCACUCCAGUUAACAUUGAAAAAGAUGAUGAGAUUCCUUUGAUAAAAAAUGACGAGAAACUUAUUGAAGGGAACACCUCAGAAUAUAUAGUGGGACCUUCAGCUGAAACCUUAGCUUACUCAGAAAACGUGUUAACCACCAAGAAUUUAUCAGCGGGAAUGAUCUUUGAGUCGAAUGAUGAAAAGCAAGCUGAGGAAAAUUUGUGCAUUACUGAAGGUGACUUGCCAACUAGUUGGAGCAAACCUCUUGUUGCCGGUCCACCGAAACUUAAAAACAUUAAAAGGGAAAGGGUUGCAUUUGUGUCUGUUAAACCACCAGCCCCAUCUUCUGCUAGAAAUGAAUCUAAGUUGUUGGAUUUGAAACCUUUGGAAAAGGAAGAGGUUGAGAAAUACGAUGAUCCGUUUUUUAAACUUCUGACUGGAGGAAGCAAGAAAGGUCGGAUUUUUUAACUCACUGUUACUGCAAUUUUUGGGUCUUUUUUUAUGGUAAUGUUUGUUGAUGUUCUCAUGUAGGAGAUAGUGAAUGAAAGGAAGCAUAUUUUGCAAUUUCACAGCGUUGGCCGAGAUUUUGGCCCUCCUGUUUUUUGUGUUUUUUUGUUCGAUCUUGAUUGCUUGGUGGAUGAUAAAAUUCUGCCUUCAGUAUCAUGUGAAACUGUGAACACUUCAUUCGAGUUUGAAGUGUAUGAUGAGCUGUAACAACAAAUUUUAUGAAAAACAUAAGACUUUUGUACAACUUGAAUAUAUAUUGAUCAAACGAUAUGCGAGUACAAUCUCUAUAUGUAUCUUCUGAUUCUUCUCUUCAUGGAUCUUUAACUUGAAUGUCGUCGAUCUUCAAAAACACCUUUGGAUCUUCAAGAGAAUUAUUGAGAGCUCUUUGAAUUGAGACUUUUUUUUAUGAGGUAUUGAAUUUUUUGAGGUGUGAUUUGUGGCAUUAGAGAGAACUCUAUUUAUAGGUGU
This is a messenger RNA of Striga asiatica, 1803 nucleotides long. The record is from the annotation of a GenBank genome assembly. NCBI's taxonomy places the organism in Eukaryota, Viridiplantae, Streptophyta, Magnoliopsida, Lamiales, Orobanchaceae.